UGCGAAGUCGAGUAGGAAGGAAUCGCGACUCUGCCCCUGGAGCACGUGACUAGGAGUUAGGGACCUCCGCGGCGCUGGCUGUGGAAACGACGCGGUUUGAGAAGAACUAAUGGAAAGAACUCAAAUUAUUUUCCUACCAGAACACACUGAGUGUACCCCAGCCUUUAUGAAAGCCAACCGAGAAACGAAGCGCCUUUUUGUGGGUGGCCUUGGCCGGAGCAUUUCUGAGGUGGACCUGCAAAACCAGUUCAGCAGAUUUGGAGAUGUUUCUGAUGUGGAGAUCAUCACGCGGAAAGAUGACCAAGGAAACCCACAGAAAGUCUUUGCAUAUAUCAACAUCAGAGUUGCAGAAUCAGACCUGAAAAAAUGUAUGUCUGUUUUAAAUAACACAAAAUGGAAAGGUGGAACACUACAAAUUCAAAUAGCAAAAGAAAGUUUUUUGCACAGAUUGGCCCGAGAGAGAGAAGAAGCACAAGCAAAGAACGAAAAAUCAGUAAUGGGCAACACCAACUUGUUAGAAAAGAUGGGACUGGUGGACUUCCAUAUGAAAGCUGUGCCAGGGACAGAAGUACCAGGGCACAAAAAUUGGGUUGUAAGUAAAUUUGGAAGAGUCUUACCUGUUCUUCAUCUAAAGAAUCAACAUAAACGUAAAAUAUCCUUUUAUGACCCAUCAAAAUACUGCCACAACUUAAAAAAAAUAGGGGAGGAUUUUACAAAAGCCAUUCCUGUAUCCAAUCUCACUUGGGAAUUGGAAGGAGGGAACGAUCCUAUGAGUAAGAAACGGCAAGGGAAAUUUCCUGACAUUUUCAGCCCUCCCAAGAAGAUAAUAAAAGUGCAGAAGAAUCAGAGUUCCACUUUGUCUCUGACUAUGAGACCAAGACCCAGCAGGGUAAAAAUGGAGAAUCCACACUUAUCACAGCCACAGACCACACAAGAAAUACCUAAUGAUCCUGUUACUCUUACAUCACCCCAUGGACCUGAUGCUGAUAGUCAGAAACUUACAAGUCUUUUUCAGAAUUCUGGCUUGGAAAACACUGGGAACAAAAAUAGCAUGUCUAAGGAUGAUAUCGAUUCUGAAGAUGAAUUAAGACUAAUGAUCGCAAGAGAGGAAAACUUAGAGAGAACUGCAGGGUCCUCCAUGAAUGACUAUGAUUCCUUUGAAAUUGUAAGGGAUGAUUUCAAAUCGGAUGUUCACAAACUUGGUUCUUUAACAGGUUUAGGCAACAAAAAUAACGUCUCUUUUGAUAGUGAAGAUAAUGUGGGAGGUGAUUGCGACUAUGAUUCAGGAGAUGCAGAUGACACUGCAGUGAAUAAAAAUGUUGGUAAGGUAAAAAAGAGUACAGAAUUUUCACAAAUGGAAAAGUCUGUAUUCAAGAAAAGUUCUUCGAAAAAUAGAAAAACGUGUGAGCUUUCUGAUCAUUGUACCAAAGUACAAAAAAGCCAAACCAAUGUGGAGCUAGCCAUAAGUCAUGGAGUUGAGUCUCUGUGUAACUCCAGUGGCAGUGAAGAUGCUGCUUCUCGGUCGGAAUCAGCCGAGUCUGAGGAAGGGGAGUAUAACGCCAUGAUGGACAACUGUCUCCAGGUGACUCUCUCUCUCGCUGACUUGGCACGUUUGGCUGGCAGUGACCUGAAGGCUCCAAGAGAAGAUCCCGAGAGCCAUGGCUGGGAAACCACCUCCAAGUGUGACAGAGCCUCCAAGAGCCACGGGACUUGUGGCCUCCACAGAAGUCGAGGAUGUGUUUAUCCUGAAGAGAUUGUGGCUUCCCUUUUAGAAGAAGAGAACACCCCUGGAAAGCAGAAACCAAAGGCAAACAACUCAAAGCUAAAAUUCCAGGCAUUCAAGGGAGUAGGCUGUCUCUAUGGAAAGCAGCCAGUGAAAAAAUCCUUGAAAGAGAAUGUUGCCUCUGGCAAUGUUCAUAAAAAUGAGCACUCCUUGAAACCUGAGGAUCCCACUAGCAUGUCCAUGGAGAAGGGCUUCCCAAAUUCGAAUGGCUCGUCAAGCAAACUGACUCCUUUCCAAGGUUCAAAGAAAGCAGAUGACCCAAACUAUAUCCAACCUCAGAAGAGACGGUUUACUUUUAAGACCCAGAAUCACAAAGUGGGGUCCCCUAGCAGUUCAGAAAAGGGAAGUAGAAAUCCUGUUCCCAGUCUGUUGCCAUUAAAACAUAAUGCAGUAAGGCUUGGUGCAGAAACCUCCCUGAGAGGCUUUGAUGAAGACUGUUGCCACGAGACGACAAAGACAGGAGAGGACUCUGAAAAGAAGCCUGAUCUACCCAGCCACGUGGUUCCUGAGAAUUCCCCAGAGGUCUCCAGGAUGAACACUCAGGGAAGCAAAACUGACUUCCCACUUUCUCUUAAUAGUUCACCCGAUGUUUUUGCUAAGAAUAAGCAUGCUGAAGAUAAUCAGAAGCGUUUGUCAGCCUUAGAGGCAAGGCAGAAAGCAAAAGAAGUACAAAAGAAGCUGGUUCAUAAUGCCCUGGCCAAUUUGGAUGGUCCUCCGGAGGACAAGCCAACACACAUCAUCUUUGGUUCUGACAGUGAGAUUGAAACAGAAGAGACGUCCAUUCGGGAGCAGAGCCAGCUGGUAGAGAAACCAAUAAAAGAGUUCCUGAGCCGAGCAUCCGGGACACUGUUUGGCAGCAGUGAGGAGGAGUCGGACCCUGAAGAGGACAGGAAUAGGUUCAGAAUUAAGCCUCAGUUCGAGGGCAGAGCUGGGCAGAAGCUCAUGAAUUUGCAGUCUCACUUUGGCACUGAUGACAGAUUCCGCAUGGACGCCCGAUUUCUAGAAAGUGACAGUGAAGAAGAGCGGGAAGAGGUAAACGAAAAGAAAACGACUGAGAAAGAAGAGCUCACUGCAGAAAAGUUGAAAGCCUUGAAUAUUGUGCAGAGUAUUUUGCAAACCAACUUUAGCAAUUCUGCAAGCAAAGGAUCAGUAGCUGCUAAGAAAUUUAAGGACAUCAUACACUAUGAUCCAACAAGGCAUGACCAUGCCAAUUAUGAAAAAAAGAGAGAUGAUAAACCAAAAGAAAGUAAAGCAAAGCGAAAGAAGAAAAGAGAGGAAGCUGAGAAGCUACCUACAGUGUCGAAAGAGAUGUAUUAUAACAUCACUAUGGACUUAAAGGAAAUAUUCCAAACCACAAAAGAUAACAAUGAAAAGAAAGACGUGCCCUAUGUGGACUGUGAUGAAGAGAAAGCAAAGGAAGUCCAUGUCCCUGCAGCUCCAGUGACGGGGGCCGAGCAGCCCAGCGGGUUCACAUUUUCCUUUUUUGAUUCAGACACAAAAGAUGUAAAAGAAGAGACCUAUAGAGUUGAGACAGUGAAACCUGGUCAGACAGCCUGGCACAUAGCCCCUCGUUUCCAAGACAGCAGUUCCGAAGAGGAAGAUGUUACUGAAGAAACAAAUGACAGGAAGUCCAGCCCCGGAGAAGUAUCAUUACCUGCGAAUGAGACCACUAGAUUUUUUUUUUUCUCUAAUAGUGAUGAAAGACUUCUCGGUUCUGACUUAUUCUGGAGAGGAAUGGGAGGUAAUAUUAGUAGGAAUUCUUGGGAGGCCAGAACAAACAACCUGCGUAUGGAUUGUCGGAAGAAACAUAAGGAUGCCAAAAGGAGAGUGAAACCAAAAUAGAAGUGUCGUUAUGGGUUUUGAUACUGAUUGUGAACAAGAUUCACCUGUGGAAAUUGGGUGACCUAGAAAAUAAUUUUAGCUAACAAGAGUGAAGGAAUAUUCAAAAUCUGGCUAAUGGAUACCCUUCUGUUUGUUAUUGCUAUGUUUUUCUGUGGAUUUUCUCUAUUUCUACCUAAGUACUUCAAAAAAAUUAAACUGAACUUUUUCUUUAAUGAAGCACAAGAUAGUCCCUCAAAAAGAAGAAAACUUUGUAUGUAAUCUUGUUGCCCUCCAUCCUCAAUGACGAAUGGGCAUCUUCUGAUGCAAGGUUUACAUAAAGUCUUUUAUAAUAUGUAUGGGUCAGCCUGGCCAUCGUGGCUCAGUGGUUGAGCGUCAACCUGUGCACCAGGAGAUCACAGUUUGGAUUCCCGGUAAGGGCACAUGCGGACUCAAUCCCCAGUGUGGGGUGUGCAGGAGUCGGCCAAUCGAUGAUUCCCUCUCAUCAUUGAUGGUUCUGUCUCUCCCUCUCCCUUCCUCUGUAAAAUCAAUAAAAAUAUUU
Messenger RNA from Eptesicus fuscus (big brown bat), 4163 nucleotides. It is a transcript of the gene NOL8, whose product is annotated as nucleolar protein 8. The coding region runs from base 110 to 3625 and encodes 1171 amino acids. The record is from RefSeq and is a predicted model, not a curated record. The transcript is spliced from 17 exons. Gene Ontology annotation, molecular function: RNA binding. Lineage: Eukaryota; Metazoa; Chordata; Mammalia; Chiroptera; Vespertilionidae.